Molecule: messenger RNA, 766 nt
Organism: Cutaneotrichosporon oleaginosum
Lineage: Eukaryota; Fungi; Basidiomycota; Tremellomycetes; Trichosporonales; Trichosporonaceae
Source: RefSeq, a predicted model, not a curated record
CCCCAUCCUAUCUCACACCUAACAUCAAACCACCCCACCUCCACCACCACAAAAUGACCACCGGCAAGACCCAGCAGGCCGCCGCGGCUCAGACUGCCGCUUCCAAGAAGACCGCCCAGACUCAGGCUGGUAUGCCCACCGGCUCGAUGCCGGACGGCGCCAUGCCGGCGAAGACUAUGGCCCCCGCCGAGAUGAACAUCAGCAAGGACAAGCCCAUGGCGCCGACCGCCGACGUCGCGAUGCCCAAGCCCAUUCCCGCUGGCUCUAUGGGCUCUAUGGGCUCGAAGGACUCCAUGGGUGCUAUGGGUUCCAUGGGCCCGAUGGGCUCGAUGGGCUCGAUGGGCUCUAUGGGCUCGAUGGGCUCAAUGGGCGGCAUGGGCGGCAUGGGCUCGAUGCCCAAGACCGACUCGAAGACCAUGGCCUCGAAGCCCAAGGGCACCGAUGUCAUGCAGACGGACAAGACCACCGACGCCUCGAAGUCCAUGACGGGCUCGAGCCCCAUGAAGGACUCGCGCAUGCACGCCGACAAGAACAUGGACAUGACCGUGGGCUCCAAGGCCAUGACUGGCGAGGACAUGCAGCCGCGCAAGGACAUGGACGCCAUGUGCGGAAGCGGCUGUGCCUCGCACGCUGAUAAGGGCGCCAUGGAGAUUAUGGGCGAGAUGCGCGGCAAGGACAACAGCUGUGCCGGCGAGGCUUGUCACCCCGCCAAGAAGUAGGUCCAGAGCGGCAGCUCAUGCGAGUUUCGUAGAUCGUAGGAUCGGAG